AUGCAAUUUUUUCGAAUUAAUAAAUAUAUUAUUUACACUGGAAUGUUUGGCUGGUUUUUUGCUCAUGGAUCAAAACCAAUAGUUUAUUUAUCAUUAAAUAACACGAUUCAGCGUGAUGUCCUUAGAAUGCUUUGUGUGUCUCGACUCAAUCGAAUUGCUGCAACAACAAUGCAGAUUAACGUUGGAGGAACAACACAACAUACUACCCACAAAAACCCUACAGAAACCAGAAAUCAAUCAAGAAUAAUUACAAGACAGGAAGAUGUGUUUUAA
Molecule: messenger RNA, 273 nt
Organism: Meloidogyne enterolobii
Lineage: Eukaryota; Metazoa; Nematoda; Chromadorea; Rhabditida; Meloidogynidae
Source: the annotation of a GenBank genome assembly